AUGGCUGUAAUUGCCGUGGCAAAAACCAACAGUGGCUCUAAGUGGCCACACCACAAUGGUGCCGUUUGGUGUACGAUCUCGUUGCCACCUUCCAUUAAAAAAACACUUUCAUUAUUUGCUUCAACUGUCUUUGGCACGGGAGGAAAUACGCCGAGAACCCAAGACCCCAGGUUAAAUAUUGUUGACGACGGCGAUGGGAUUAUUGACACGAAUACUCCGGAAGAGCAACCAACAAGAAGGCAAUCACCAGUGAGAACUCCUAAACUAGGUAGAAUGCUACCAUAUUUUGACGAUGGCGAUCCAUCUAGUGAAAGCAUUGCACAUUGGGUAGACUCAGCUCUUGGCGAAGGUUCGACUAUCAUGGCUGGUCUUCGUAUCACUACUAAUGUACCAUCUGUAAAUCUUGACAACGUUCCUGGCAUGCAAUCAAUUAUUUGUAGCGAUGAUACUGUCAUUCUCACUCUAGCAUCACUAUAUUCAGCAAGAAGAUGGACUGUUGAGCCUACUGUUUUGAUUAUAGGCUCUCAUCAUAACUGUGGAAAACAGAACAAAGCCGAAUUUACCAUGCGUUUAACAAAAUCUUGGAUAAUCAACAAACGAACCAAAACGCUGAUAUUCGAAACUGUCGAUCCAGAAUCAAAUGGCGUGGUGGGAGAUUUUGAAAUCGUUGCUCAUCCCAGUGUUACAUUGGACGACCCCAAUACCAAACCAGUAUCCAAAAUAUAUACCAGAUCACUUGACAACGAUAUGAUAUCAAGUUCACCAUAUACCUCCAAUUCCACAAGUAUGCCCUACAACUUCUUUGAUCAAUCGAGUCCUAAGCCUGAACGCGACGAUUUGAUAUUCCGCAAGAAUAAACACGGACACAUGUUGAAUAAACGCGGUAUUCCAAUUGACCACACCAUGUCCAUUCCUCUUGGAAUCAAUCUAAUGAUCAACAAGUCAAUUACGAUACCAAUACCAAUGACGACUGGAUCUAUAGGCAUGGGAUGCAAGCCAUGUGGCAUUAAGGGAUCUUCUUCAGCUAAAUUCCGCGUAUGGGGUCAAUUGUUUCAGGCGCCCAAGUUUUCGGUCACCUGGGAAGGUCAUCUUAAAGCAUUCGCAGUGUUUAACUUUGAUCUUAAACUUGCAGCCAUCACCGAUCCUACUGAAGUCCCUAUUUUUGAGAUUCCAUUGACUCCUAUCUACAUGCCAGGAAUUUUCCAACUCGGCCCAUCGUUUGAAGUGAAUCUGCGUACUGAAAUUGCUUUUAUUGGUGAAAUGAGCGUCAGAACCAACAUGUCUGCUGAACUUCCCGGUUUCAAAGCAUUUUCGUCAACUGAAGAACAAAAACAAUUGACUGGAUUUACCCCUGUCUACCACAUUAACAGUGCAACCAGUGCUAAUUUGGAGGGACGCCUUCAGCUUGGUAUAAUUCCUGCAUUGGCAUUGAAAGCAAGUGUUUUUACCUAUGAUCUUAUACAAACCUCUAUUUCAGUGGACUUGGAGACAGAUAUAAAGCUUAGCGCUUUUGGAAUGGUGGCAACGGAUGAAUCAAAUAACACAAAAAAAGCAAGUGCAAAGGGAGGAAAGUUUUGUAUUGGUAUAGCAAUGGGUAUAAGACUCCUGGGCAAGGUACUCGGAUCAACUCGAGAGCUUUUGGUGGUUCCAAUGACCAUAUUGCUAGACAAGUGUUGGAAUAGCAUCAAAACAACAGAAAACCAAACAGGCGUGACGUCGGUUGUUCGUCAAAAGUAUAACCAGAUCAUGGGAAUCAAACCACCAGAAGCAAAACCAGCACCGACAAUAGAACCUGUUCCUACUGAACCAGCAGUACUUUGGCUUCCAGCACCAGUAACAGACAUUACUGCACCCCCAGUCGAAUAG
This is a messenger RNA of Batrachochytrium dendrobatidis JAM81, 1866 nucleotides long. RefSeq lists its product as uncharacterized. The record is from RefSeq and is a predicted model, not a curated record. Lineage: Eukaryota; Fungi; Chytridiomycota; Chytridiomycetes; Rhizophydiales. The transcript has 2 exons. Bases 1 to 1866 code for a protein of 621 amino acids.